This is a messenger RNA of Suillus fuscotomentosus, 657 nucleotides long. RefSeq lists its product as uncharacterized. Bases 1 to 657 code for a protein of 218 amino acids. The record is from RefSeq and is a predicted model, not a curated record. The transcript has 9 exons. NCBI's taxonomy places the organism in Eukaryota, Fungi, Basidiomycota, Agaricomycetes, Boletales, Suillaceae.
AUGGCCGUUAUUAGUUCUAGUUCUUCGGCAUGCUUUUUAGUAGGAGAGCACCAAUUAUCCUCAUCUUCUUCAUUAUUAUCGACUAAGACUGUGUUUGGUGGCUGGUGUGGGGUCACUCUCACUGGGUACAGUAGUUAUGAAGGGGGAAGCACUGGAGGUGUGCGAGUUACUUCUCUUGAAGGAUACACUCUGCAGAAUGGGAGAGGUACUCCCUUGGAUGGGAGAGCUACUAUUUGGAUCAGGGGAGCUACUCCUUGGGACGGGGGAGGUACUACUUGGGACGGGGGAGCUGACCCUCUGGAUAGGGCUACUCUCCAAGUCUUGCUCAAGGUGGAAGAGCCAUUCUUGAAUACAGGUGGUGAUGAAACACUGCAGUGCACAAAAAUUCUCACAUGGAUCAUUGCAAGAAUUUGUGCAAAGUCCAGCGGCAACUCUGAUGCUACUCACUGUUUUAAGAGCCUUCAAGGGAGCAAUGCAGAGAGGACAAGACCCUUAGAAAGGACAGUCAAAUUGGACUUGGCCCAGGGAUCAGGUAGAUUUAUAAAGGUUUUCGUCAACUCUAGAUGGGUUGUUCAAGGUCUUACCUUGGACUCUGAUCACAACAACCUAGAACAUGAGCAAGACGGUGUAGGACUUAUAGUCCUUGUGGCCUUGUAA